This is a messenger RNA of Elgaria multicarinata webbii, 4196 nucleotides long. Its product is annotated as interferon-inducible GTPase 5-like. Bases 81 to 1943 code for a protein of 620 amino acids. Gene Ontology annotation, molecular function: GTP binding. NCBI's taxonomy places the organism in Eukaryota, Metazoa, Chordata, Lepidosauria, Squamata, Anguidae. The record is from RefSeq and is a predicted model, not a curated record. Gene Ontology annotation, cellular component: membrane. The transcript is spliced from 3 exons.
UCGCAGCUGCUUUGCGCGCUCCGCCAGACCCGAGCAAGGGCGCAUCGAAGCCGCGCGGCGAAGAGCGGUCAGCUUCAGCCAUGUCCGGUUCCCCGUACCUGAACGAAUUGCAGCUGAGGAACCUGAAGGCCCAGUAUGAGGCCCAGAACGCCAGCACCACUGCCUGCCAGAUCCAGGAGCUAUUGGACUCCGUGAACACCCUCCAGGUUCAGGUCGGGAUCCUGGGAGAAUGUGGCGCUGGGGUGAGCACGCUGGUUCAGGCUCUGGUGGACAAGCCCCGCCGGGUGGCGGACCCCUGGGCUUAUUUCCGGGAAGCCCCGAAGCCCACCAAGCAGGCGGUCACCCACCCCCACCCCACGUACCCCAACCUGACCCUGUACGACCUGCCGGGCUUCGAGGCGUCUGAGGAACCAUCUGCCUAUCUCAAACGCUUGGGCGACCUGGGCAGGUACAGCUGUGUGGUGGUGGUGGUGGGGAGCACCAGCUUGAGAGCGGCCCACCUGCAGGUCCUCAAGGCCCUCAAGCAAAAGGGGAAGGCCGUCCUCGUGGCCCGCACCAAGGUGGACUUGGACCUGCACACGGCAGAGAGGCGGCUCCGGGCCCGCUACAACCCCGGCGAGCAGCUGGGGCUGAUCCGAAAGGAGCUGGCGGAGAAGUUAGCCAAGGACGGGAUAGAUGCCAAGAAGAUUUUCCUGGUGUCUGGGCUGGAGACGGAGAGAUACGAGUUUGGCCGCUUUGAGGACAGCCUGGAAGGAGAGGUGCUCAACUUGAAGAGAAGCCAUGAUGGGACCCUCGAGGACUUGACAGCCGUAAGUCAGAAGAAGAUCUCGGAGCUAUAUGAGAUUUGCCAUUCCGGCAGCUUGUCUGAAGUCCUGGCUGUGAUCCAUUCGGCUUUGGAGGAGCCCGCACAAAUCCGGUUGGAUGUCGCAGUGAUAGGGGAAGCCGGCUCUGGGAAGUCCUCACUCGUCAACGCCCUGAGAGGAGUGGGCUGCGGGGAGCCGGGUGCAGCUCCCACCGGGGUGACCGAGACCACAAGGAAAGCCACCGCCUACCUUCUCCCGACCGUCUCCAACGUGUACCUGUGGGAUCUGCCGGGAGUCGGCGUGACGGAGGAGGACGUGAGCCACCUGGACCUCGCCCGCUACGACUUCUUCCUGCUGGUGGCCUCUGAACGCUAUAAGCACGCCCACAGCUGCCUGGCCAGGGCUGUCGCCUCUGCGGGGAAGCAGGCCUUCUUCGUGCGGACCAAGAUCGAUGUGGAUCUGGAGGCCCGGCCCGGGAGUCAGCCCACCCCCAAAGAGGAGCUGCAGGAACAGGUGCGGAAGAGCUGCGAGGAUGCGCUGAGGAAGGACGGCAUAGACUCACCGUGCGUCUUUCUGGUCUCCUGCCUCGCGAACCAAGCCUAUGACCUUUCCCUCCUCCAGGAAGCCCUCAGGAGCAACGCCCCAGACUUGAAGAGGAAAGCUCUGAAGAGAGCCAUCCCGACCGUCCUGUCCCGGCUAGUGAGACGGAAGGCCAAAGUGCUGAUGAGGGACGUGUGGGGCAAGGCCCUGCAGCUCUGCCUCUCCUGUGUGGAGAACGCCAACCUGGCUGCGGCCGACAGCCUCAUCGUCACCAUCUCCAGCUUCUGCAUUGACUUCGGCCUGGAUGAAGCGUCCUUGGAGCGCACCGCACAGGCCACAGACAGAGCGGUCCAGCUGCUGCAGGCCAAGAUCCAGAGCCCCUUUGCUAGGCCGCUGAGCUCGGCGUACGUGCUCAGCCUCUUCACCAAGCCAGCCUCGCUGACCAACUGGGUGUGGAGCUACGUGCCGUACUAUGGGCGGGGGGCCAAUGUGGAGCCCAAGAUCUCCUUCGAGUCCAUCUACAGGAUGCUGAAACAAGUCGUGGUGGAGCUAUCCGAAGAUGCUGAGAGGGUGCUGCAGACGGCGUACGUGGAGGACUAGGGCUGAGGAGGAGGGGGCAGCAGUAGCCCCCGCCCCCCGCCUUGACAGUGUCGGCUGUCAAGUAUAAAAAAAGAAGAGAACUAUCUUCGAGCCGGACAAGAUCAACAUUUCCGAGGACUGCGUCGUGAAACGGCACUAAGACGGAUAUUUGAAAGUCAAGGUUCCAGCAAUCUUAAUUCGAUGACAUUGUGGGGGAUGCCGUUGUGACCCUUUGAUCCCAAGCACUGUAACAGCAAAGAGAUGUAGAAACGGAGACCUGGUCCUUGUUGAGAUGGGAAGCCGGUGACUGGACCACUUCGGAGUGGUGCGGGGAGGCUCAUACGAUUCAGCGUUCUUCUACAUAAUCCAUUCCCUCCAUGCACAAAACUAGAUGGCAAGGGGACGGCUAUAUGCUAGAAUCUUGCUCCCUGCAAUGCUAGUCUUCUGUGGGCAGGGAGCUUUUCCUUUUUCUUUCUCUCUUUCUGUAGGGAUGCGGAGUCCACUGUAUGAACCUCCACCUGAAGUAAUACAGGCCACAUCCAAGUUUACUACCUUCUUCACUGUUUUGAGAGAAGCAGGCCUAAAACCUGAUGUCCCAAAUCCUACAGAGCUCUGCAACGUGUGCAUGCUUAAGACGGGAGCCUCUCGUUUGCUCUUUGCUGUUGAUCGGUACCUGUUUGCAGCAUUUGUAAACCCAUUGCUUGCACAUCUGUUUGUGCAGCGGCACAACCUCCAACAACUACUUGCAGCACAGUUCAAACUGCACAGGCAGAAAUUGCUCUAGUUGCAAUCAGAGCUAGGUUCAAGCACGUGCCUGUCCUUGCACAGCUGCAUCUAAUUUAUACUUCGUCUUUGCUUGUUUGCGUGAAUGUGUGUGUGUGUUUGUGUACAGCCUUGCUCUUUCAGUCAUCCCAGUUCUUUGCACUAGCAAAACACGUGGGAAAACUGCUUGUGAAUACAGGGGCUCUCCCAAGCGAAUCACUUCAACCUCCCAGCCCUCAGGCCUUGCUUGACUUUGAACAGCAGAGAGUUUGGCAGGUGGUGUUGUGGGGAGGGUCUAAAGUCCUAGUCUGCGUUGUUUGCACAAAGCUUCCUGUGUUUAGUUCAUUGGAUCCAGGCCUAGACAGGCAGAGACUAAAGGGUGCUCUUACUUUGCAGAAGCACAAACUUUCAAGGGAUGGCUGACACUUGAUCCUAGGGUGGUCACAUGCAGAAGAGGACAGGAAUCCCGCUUCUUCAAUAGUUGCAGAAAAAGGGGAAUUUCAGCAUAACAUUCCCUCUUCUGCUAAAGGUGCAAGAGCCCUGCCUUCUUAUAUACGUGGCUGUCCUUGUGCCAACACACCAAGCCAGCAGAGUUCCCUGUGAAUGUAUGUUGAGAAUUUAGAGCCUGUGCAUGUCGCACUGCCUAUGCCACCACAAAAUGGGAAGCGAUAGAGGUCAGCCCCUGGAGAAAAGAGCUUGUCUGGAUGGGCUGUUCAUGGAACUCUCUUCUACAUGGGGUGUAUCCAUGCUGACCUCUUGAUUCUUUGUGGAGGUUCAGCACAAGUACGAUAGGUAACUUUGGACUACAAUCCCCAUCAGCCCCAGCCAGCAUGGGCAAUGGUCAGGGAUUAUGGGAUGUGAAGUCCAAAACAUAGGGUGGGCACUGCCCACUCUUCCUGCUGGGCUCAUGCUCUGAGAUUGCUUUUGGGGGUGUCUGUGUGAAUGAAUCGUGGGGAGAGAGAAAUUUCUCAGCCAUCUAGGGGAUCCCAACUCAACACAAACUUGUUCAAAAGAGCAAGAGUAGCCCAUAGCCCUGAAUUUUCCAAUGUCAAAGCAUCAGUGGCAGGGUGAUGAUGGCAAGAAAGGAGCUGUCUUGACCUCUACAGCCGUAUGGUGCAAGCCCUGUGUCACACAACGUGCACUGGGAAUUGGACCUCUUGGGUCAUCAUGUUGUUUAGCCCAGCUCAAAAGAACGAACCAGCACGUUUCUUUCUGUUGGUGCGGCAGAGCAAAUGAGUCACCCGCUGUGGCUUUUCGGUUAAUUGCAGAUUGCACUACAAGUAGUUGCCAUAAUUCCCUACAAAUUGCUUGCGUGAAAAUAGGAUGACGCCUCUGGAGUGGAGCCAGCUGUUUAUUGAAGGCGCCUCCUAGCCAGUAUUUAUGCAGCUAGCAGCAGUCUAUUCACAGCUACACAACACUAUCACACAGACCUGAUCAAGGCAAGACUUGAUUUAUGUCGGUUUCCUGUAUGGUAAUUUUUUAAAAAAUAAAGCCGUGGGAAAUUAUGUUAUA